Entrophospora candida is the source of this 963-nucleotide messenger RNA. NCBI's taxonomy places the organism in Eukaryota, Fungi, Glomeromycota, Glomeromycetes, Entrophosporales, Entrophosporaceae. The record is from the annotation of a GenBank genome assembly.
AUGAAAAAUCAAAAUUUAAGGAAAUCAGAAAAGUUAAACACCAAGUAUCUGAUUGGACUACUUGCCACUCGUAAUCUAACCCUUGCUAGUUGCGAAAGUCUAACUGGUGGUUUGUUUGCCAAAUCACUCACUGAUAUUGCCGGAGUAGGUCAAAUAUUUAAAGGAGGUUUUAUUGCUUAUAAUAAUGAAGUCAAAGUUAAACUAGUUAAAAUUUCUCCUUCUACACUAGAAAAAUAUGGUGCUAUUAGUGAACAAUGUGCAAAGGAAAUGGCCCGAAAUACUCAGCGUCUAUUAACAGCAGAUUUAGCCAUUAGUUUUACCGGUAAUGCUGGACCUCGGGCUCAAGAAAAUAAGCCAGUAGGAAUGGUUUUUGUUGGUUUGGCUCUCAAAGAACGUCUGAUUAGUAAUUCUUAUCAGUUUUUUGGUUCGCGGAGAGAGAUUAGAGAAAAGGCAGUUGAAGAAGGGGUUAAACUGAUCAUUAAUGAGUUGAUAAAAGUUAUGCAAUACAACCAGAUUAAAAUGAAUAAUAUGAAAAGUGAUAAAGGAAUUAGUUUCACUGUCAAUUAUGUUCGCCAAAGUUGGUUAGAUAUUUUUCAGCAAAAAGGAGUGGCUACUUUAAAGAAAUAUUUUAAUAAUCCUAACUUGGCUCCUGGUCGUAAUUUAGUUAAUUGUCAACGAGUAAUUCGAACGGACGAUUUAGUGAAUAUUAAUUCUCAAUCUUAUCAUCAAACUCUUUUUGAAAUGUUAGGAAUCUUUUCGGUUGGAGGUAAUUUGCCAAAAAAUAUUGAAGAUUUAGAUAAUAAACGAUUUAUUGAAGUUUGUAAUAUUGUUUUUCCUGAAUUUUAUCACAAAGAAAAAGAUUAUUUACCCUUAGCCGAAAGGUGCGUUGACACUGGAGCAGGGUUAGAACGGAUUGCGAUGGUACUUCAAGGAAAAAAAAAUACUUUUGAGAUUGACUUGUGA